Molecule: messenger RNA, 3176 nt
Organism: Nerophis lumbriciformis (worm pipefish)
Lineage: Eukaryota; Metazoa; Chordata; Actinopteri; Syngnathiformes; Syngnathidae
Gene: man2b1
Product: mannosidase, alpha, class 2B, member 1
Biological process (GO): mannose metabolic process
Cellular component (GO): lysosome
Molecular function (GO): alpha-mannosidase activity; carbohydrate binding
Source: RefSeq, a predicted model, not a curated record
AUGGCGGCAGGUUGUGUGUUGCCGCUUCUGCUCGGACUGCUCAGUAAAAGUUUAAGUUUGCCCGUCAGCCGCCAAGAAGAGUCCGUGUGUGGUUACCAGUCAUGUCACGUGACCAAACCCGGCGUUUUGAACGUCCACUUGGUGCCGCACACGCACGACGACGUCGGCUGGCUGAAGACCGUGGACCAGUACUUCUAUGGAGACCGUAAUGACAUCCAGCAUGCGGGUGUGCAGUACAUUCUGGACUCUGUGGUGGACCAGCUGCUGAAGAACCCGGACCGCAGGUUCAUCUACGUGGAGACGGCCUUCUUCUACCGCUGGUGGAGCCAGCAGAGCUCCAGCAUGCAGGGCACGGUCAAACAGCUGGUCAAUGAAGGCCGCCUGGAGUUUGUCAACGGCGGCUGGUGCAUGAGCGAUGAGGCCACCACCCACUACAGCGCUGUUAUCGACCAGAUGACCAUGGGCCUCAGGUUUCUUAACGAGACAUUCGGACCUUGUGGACGUCCUCGUGUGGCCUGGCACAUUGACCCGUUUGGACACGCACGCGAACACGCCUCCAUGUUUGCACAGAUGGGCUACGAUGGGUUUUUCUUCGGUCGUUUAGACUACCAAGACCGGCGUCGGCGGAUGCUGGCAAAGGAGCAGGAGCUUCUAUGGCGGGCCUCUGACAGCCUCACCCCACCGAUGGCCGACCUCUUCACGGGCAUCCUUCCUAACGGGUACAACCCCCCUGAGGGCUUCUGCUGGGAUCAGUCUUGUGACGACCCGCCCAUCAAAGACGACCCCGACCUGGAGGACUACAACGUGGAAGACGUGGUCGAGCGCUUCCUCAAUAUCGCAAACCGCCAGGCGCAGGUGUACAAGACCAACCACAUCAUCAUGACCAUGGGCUCGGACUUCCAGUACGAGAACGCCAACCUGUGGUACAAGAACCUGGACAAGCUGAUCCACUACGUCAACGCCCGACAGUCCAACGGGAGUCGGGUCAACCUGCUGUACUCCACGCCGUCGUGUUACCUUCAGGAGCUGCACAGAGCCAACCUCUCCUGGGCCCUGAAGACAGACGACUUCUUCCCGUACGCGGACGCCGCUCACGACUUCUGGACGGGUUACUUCAGCAGCAGGCCGGCGCUGAAACGCUACGAGAGGCUGAGCAACAGCAACCUGCAGACUUGUAACCGGCUGGAGGUUCUGGGCGGACGGGCGUCCAGGAGGGGACACUUUGGCGAGGGGGACAGUCGCCCCUUGAACAGAGCCAUGGCGGUGGCCCAGCAUCACGACGCCGUCUCGGGCACCGAGAAGCAACACGUCGCCAACGACUACGCCAGGAGACUCGCCAACGGGUGGCGACACUGUCAAGUUCUGGUCAGCAACAGUCUGGCCGCCCUCAGCAACUCCACCAGCGAGCGCGUUUACUGCGAGCGCCUCAACAUCAGCGUGUGUCCUCUCACAGAGUCCAGCAAGAAGUUCUCCGUCAACGUGUUCAAUCCGCUGGCCCGGACCGUCACCUGGCCCGUCAGGCUCCCCGUCAACGGGACGGCAUACGCGGUGUCCGACGCUCGGGGCAAGUCCGUGGACUGCGAGGUGGUGCCGGUGUCCCAGGCCACGCGGGACGUGCGGAGGAACCGUGGCUUCGCCGUCAACGAGCUGGUCUUCCAGGUGGGAGCCCCCCCGCUGGGCUUCAGCACCUAUUCCGUGUCCUUGCUUCAGGAGAAGCUUCCUCCCGUCUUCAAGCGUGACCGCGCACCCAAGUCCAUCUGGAACGAGCAUCUACGGGUGACGUUUGACCCGGACACCGGCCUCCUGAGCGGCCUGGACAACUUGGAGACCAAACAGAGCAUCAAGCUGGUGCAGAACUUCUACUGGUACAACGCCAGCGACGGCAACAACUCGGCCAGCAACCAGCCGUCAGGAGCGUACAUCUUUCGACCCAACUCCUCCACGCCGUUUGUCAUCAGCAAGACCGCGAAGACGGAAAGCAUUCGGACGUCAGUCAUGCAGGAGGUGAGGCAGAGGUUCGCUCCGUGGGCCACGCAGGUGGUUCGUCUCCACGCCGACAGCCGGGUCCUGGAGCUGGAGUGGACUGUGGGCCCCAUUCCCAUUGAUGACCAGCUGGGCAAAGAGGUGAUCACGCGAUUAGACACGGACAUCAAGUCUUCCGGAAUCUUCUACACCGACUCCAACGGAAGAGAAGUGCUAAAGAGGAAGAAGGACUUCAGGCCCACUUGGAACCUGAAGCAGUCGGAGCCCAUCGCUGGAAACUUCUACCCCAUCAACUCUCGCGCUUACAUCAAGGAUGACGAGGACCAGCUCACUGUGGUGACGGAUCGCUCGCAAGGAGGCGGGAGCAUCCAGAACGGUUCUUUGGAGAUCAUGCUCCACCGCCGUCUUUUGUACGAUGACGUCCGCGGGGUCGCCGAGCCCCUCAACGAGACCUCGGACGUCUUCCCGGACGGUCUGGUGGUCCGAGGCCGCCUCCUGGUCUCCCUCGAGCGCCCGGCUGCCGCCGCGGACGCGCACCGCCCCCUGGCGCAGGAGACGGUACUGCAGCCCCUGCUGACGUUCACCGAGGGGGACCUGCGCCCCGACACUCGACUGGAGUUCUCAGGACUACAGGCUGCGCUGCCCCCUGCUGUCCACCUGCUGACGCUGAGUCAGUGGGACGAGCGGCUGGUCCUGCUGAGGCUGGAGCAUCAGUUCCAGAGCUGGGAGAGCAAAGUCAACUCCCAGCCGGUCACCAUCAACCUGCAGAAGCUGUUUUCCACUCUGGAGGUGCUGGGCGUGUCCGAGCUCAACCUGUCAGCCAAUCAGUGGAAAGAGGAGAUGACGCGUUUUGAUUGGACACCGCAGACAGGGGAGAGGCCAGUGAAGAAACAGCUCGAGAACAUUUCGUCGUGGGAGAUAACUUUGACACCGAUGGAGAUCAGAACCUUCCUGCUCAGAGUGGACCUCAGAUAAUCAUUUUUUUAAAUUUUAUAUUUAAUUCUUUGGCCUUCAUUUUGUGUGUGAAUAAUGUUUCCACUGGGUUUGUACUGAAUCAUUUACCCCGGGACCUGAAAUCCACAAUCUUCAUGGCGACUGUAAAAAGACUCCUGGCACCCGUCAGCCAAAUACCUUUUAUAUUGAUCAAUAAAGUCAAUCAUUUUUACUUGCUGUGCAAAUUGCACUUCCUCUCA